AUGCCUACCGAGAUACACGAACGCUUCAUCGACAAAGUGGAGGAUGACAUUCGGAGCCAGCUGAAAACAAUACAGAACGGAUCAGGCAAGAAGGCAGAAUUCGCACAGAAAGUGCAUCCAGCCCGAUCGACUUAUAUACGUCUCGGCGCUAGCACUUUGUCUAAGUCGAAGUACGAGCCAGACGCGUUAUUCAGGCAUAAAGAGGCACAAUAUCCAGGCGUUAUAGUUGAAGUCGCAUACUCGCAGAAGAAGUGGUGCCUAGGCCGGUUAGCUGAGAAUUACAUCUUGGAUUCGGAUGCUAGCAUACGAGCUGUCGUAUGCGUACACAUUAAGUAUGGCAACAAGGAGUCGCGCAAAGCAACGUUAUUGGUCUGGCGACCCAAAUUGCUUACUACCAAUAACGGACUUGAAUUACAAGCUAUAGAAGGGGUCGCAGAUGUGGCUUUCCGUAAUAAAGAAGGAAAGCCCGUCGAUCAGCCCGGCCUACGGCUCCGCCUCAGCGAAUUCGCCUACAAAGGACUUACCUAG
Molecule: messenger RNA, 528 nt
Organism: Mytilinidion resinicola
Lineage: Eukaryota; Fungi; Ascomycota; Dothideomycetes; Mytilinidiales; Mytilinidiaceae
Exons: 2
Coding region: 1-528 (175 amino acids)
Source: RefSeq, a predicted model, not a curated record